AUAAAAACAAUUCACGAACUACAGUGAAGUAAAAUGAACACUGUUCUGCUCUUACAGGUCUGGUUCCAAAACCGCCGCGCGAGACGGAGAAAGCAUGAAAUAAAGAAUAAACCAGCCCCACCGAUGCCUGGUUCCAAAAUGAGGCCAGACAACCGUGACGUCAUUCUGCCGGCCAUGUCCCAGCCGUUGUCCGCUGUUUUCCCGCCAAUUCAUCAAACGCCUCUCAAGUCAUGGAGUCCAGUCUACGCUCCGUUUGCAGGCAGCCCUUCUGUGUUCCCGCCCUGGGGUGUGCUUGGAUCAGACGUUUUCAACGGAGAUACCAAUUUUCCGUUUGCUGCUUCACAAACAGUCAGCGCGAUUGUCCACCCACGUGAAUCAGCUUCAACAGGUACUCCGCUCAGCUCCAGUACUUCACCUGUUAACAACCGCGUGACCGAGCACCAAGCCCCCUAUGACUCGGACAGUGGAGAGAGCCGCCACUCUGCCGACGAUUAUUUGGCCGCGGCAACCUUGGCUUGCGGUUUUAAGCGAGAAAAUUAGGAUAAGCAACGCACGCACGCGACAGUAUCAAUCAUUUUAGGGUUAGUUGAACAUCGAAAACCGGAUACCGACAGACCGGAAACGUAGAUAGAUUUCUGUUUUCCUUAGGUGUAUUUACAGAAAUGAAAUAGCAUAGUUGAUAAGAAUAUUUUUAAAUGCCAUGAAUUAGUAAACUUUAACUCUUCUAGUUUUGUUGCCGAAGUUUUUAGAACAGCGAAUACAAAAGUCACGAGGUGGAAACUACAUGUAGCUUAUCACAUUUGUAAAUUACAUGUCUUGCAGACUGUCAAAAAAUAAAUUCUUUGACAAAAUAUACUAAUUGACUUCACUCAUCGGCCUAAGUCUGCAUACGAGCCAAGUGGCCCACCAGGCCGGAGCUUAUCUCUGGUUUCUGUAGCAUGAAGCGACUAGGAGUAUUUCUACUCCCCCCUGGAUGGGAUUGUAGUCCAUCGCAGGUUUACCACCGGCAUUAAAUCCGUCACUACCAUUUAUACACCUGGGUAGAGAGAGAGACUGUGAAAGUAAAGUGUCUUGCCCAACAACACAACACAAUGUCCCCAGUCAGCGCUCGAACCCGGACAGCUCAAUCUGGAAUUGAGUGCACUAACCGUGAGGUCACCGUGCCUCUACACUCAUCUGCCUAUUCUUUUUACAAUUCUGGGUCGUAAUAAAACAGGGGCUAUAUUGUCUAGAGCUGAGUUUUAUAUAUCUGAGAUAUCUUCCUAAGGAGCUCUAGACUAAAGCCACGCUUCAAAAAUUGCAAGUUCUUUCUAGUCAAGGUCAAUUUGACCAAAUCCAUGGAUAGUGGUUCCUGCACUUGAACCAUCAAUGAUCAUUACUCAACGAAAGUUAAACUUCUGCAAUUCUAAGAGCCUGGCGUCAUUUCUGUAGACCAUGUGCCCAAUUUGAACAUAAAACACAA
This is a messenger RNA of Orbicella faveolata, 1462 nucleotides long. RefSeq names its product intestine-specific homeobox-like. Gene Ontology annotation, biological process: regulation of transcription by RNA polymerase II. Gene Ontology annotation, cellular component: nucleus. Gene Ontology annotation, molecular function: DNA-binding transcription factor activity, RNA polymerase II-specific; RNA polymerase II transcription regulatory region sequence-specific DNA binding. Lineage: Eukaryota; Metazoa; Cnidaria; Anthozoa; Scleractinia; Merulinidae. The record is from RefSeq and is a predicted model, not a curated record.